AUGGUUGGAUGGUGUUCAUAUUCUUAUGAAAAGAUUGAAAAUGUUGAAUGGAUGAUAAAGAAUAAUCAUUUAGGAUUAUUAAAAGAUAAGAUUAAAAGAAAAUCAAAUUUAGUUUUUUCUUUUACAAAAUUAAAUUAUUAUAAUGAAGAAACUAAAAUCAAUAAUUAUAAAUAUUCAAUAUUUAAUCAAUUUAAACAAGAUAUUGAUAAUAAUAAAGAAUUAUUUUUAAAUUUAUUAAAAAACUAUUCAAAUGAAUUUCAGUUAAUAACUACAACAAUAACGACAAAGACAACGACAAUUAAUAAUUCAAUUGAAUAUUUAGAAAAAAUUUCAAUCAAAUAUAAUAAUAUAUCAUUAUAUAAAAUUUUAAUUGAAAAUUAUAAAUUAGAACCAAAAUUAUCAUCAUUAAAAUAUCAAUUGAUAUUGGAUCUUAUGAAAUUUCAAAAAUUAUUUUCAAUUAUUUAA
Messenger RNA from Dictyostelium discoideum AX4, 465 nucleotides. RefSeq lists its product as hypothetical. Bases 1 to 465 code for a protein of 154 amino acids. Lineage: Eukaryota; Evosea; Eumycetozoa; Dictyosteliales; Dictyosteliaceae. The transcript is spliced from 2 exons. The record is from RefSeq and is a predicted model, not a curated record.